This is a messenger RNA of Paramisgurnus dabryanus, 3170 nucleotides long. RefSeq names its product PDZ and LIM domain 4 (gene pdlim4). The record is from RefSeq and is a predicted model, not a curated record. Gene Ontology annotation, molecular function: actin binding; muscle alpha-actinin binding. Lineage: Eukaryota; Metazoa; Chordata; Actinopteri; Cypriniformes; Cobitidae. Gene Ontology annotation, cellular component: adherens junction; Z disc; filamentous actin. Gene Ontology annotation, biological process: heart development; actin cytoskeleton organization; muscle structure development.
CUCUCUCUCUCCCUUUCUCUCUCAGUGUCGUCAGGUCGUCUCUUGUGUUUGGAUGAGCAGUGGAUGAGAUAUCAGAGAAAUCUCAGCAGGACUAGAGGAUGUCUCGCACAGUGACUCUUAGCGGUUCCUCUCCGUGGGGUUUUCGGCUCGUGGGUGGACGGGACUUUAACACGCCGCUCACUAUUUCACGAAUAACACCUGGGAGUAAAGCGGCGUUGAGCGAUCUGAGCCCUGGAGAUACUAUCCUUGCAAUCAAUGGAGACAACACUGAGACCAUGACACACAUGGAGGCACAGAACCGCAUUAAGGCCUGCACAGACCGGCUCAGACUGGAUGUCAGCAGGUCUGGAAAACUUUGGUCUCCAACCGGUAUCGAAGAAAACAAGACGAGUUCAUUGACUGGAGCUCUUGAGUCACAGACCUUUCGACCAAUCAGCAGUGGUUAUAGCCCCGUUCCAAAGAGUCCAUCCCCCAAGAGUCCCAUUACCUGUGGCGUGCCCUACAACAACGGAAACUCAAGACCCACGUACAACAACCCAGCCGGCCUGUAUUCACACAACAGCGGCAACGGUGCCCUGCCGAAACAGUUGGCCGGUCUCAGUCUGGGCUCUCCGCACAGUUUCAGCCCCGAGCCGCCCGUGAACUCAUCGGGCAACCGCAAUGGAUUUGAUCCCCAGUCAGACGUCUAUAAGAUGCUCCAGGAACACGAGGAACCCAUUUCAGCACCCAAACAAUCAGGUUCCUUCAAAUACCUGCAGGGAAUCCUGGAGGCUGAGGACGGAGGAAUUUCACCGGUAGACAGACACGGAGGAAGAGGUUUGUGUUCACCCGUCAAAUCUCCAGUGCCGAAGAUGAGCAGCCCCAUCACAUCUCCUCUGACGUCUCUGCCCGGUCUACAGAAGCUGCCUCAGUGUACCCGCUGUUCACAUGGCAUUGUGGGAACCAUCGUGAAGGCCAGAGAUAAACUUUACCAUCCUGACUGUUUCAUGUGUGAUGACUGUGGGCUCAAUCUGAAACAGAGAGGAUAUUUCUUCAUUGAUGACAAUCUGUAUUGUGAGAACCACGCUAAAGCACGCGUGCAGCCACCCGAGGGUUAUGAUGUGGUGGCUGUGUAUCCCAACUCUAAGGUGGAACUGGUCUGAACACACAAACACAUUAAUGUUGGCAUAUGUGGUUUACGGGGACAAUUCCAUUUAUACGCAAUGCAUUUUAUACUGUACAAACUGUAUAUUAUAAAACGGGCAGUUCUGGUUCUUCGUUCUGAUUGGUUGAAACGCGUUCUAAGCCGUGAUAAAAUACCCCGGUAAACCCACGGUUCAGACCACAUUACAUAAGUAUCACUGCGCCACUGUUGCUGCGUACUGAUUUAUGAAAAUAAACAACAGUGUCUUUAAUCAUAUUUUUAAUUUGUCUACAAUUGCACAAUUAAUGGCGAUAUCCAGAUAAAUGUCAAUAAAUAUUGUUGAGUCAUCUUGUCAAUGAAGAGAAAACUUUCCCUGAGGAGUUUAUACCUCAAAUUCAUAUUUCCGCUUUUAUCUACUGGGGGGGGGCGAUCUUACCCAACUUAAACACUGACACAUUCACUCAACACCAAAAAACAGCGUGUUUUGAUCAGGCUCUGAAUCUGAUCUCUUACAAAAGUUCUUCACAAAAAUGGAAUUAUCUCCGCUUUUAGCUGAAAAUCUGAGAGGUGAUAAGAGAACCAAUGAAGGUAGGAUUAAACGUUUUUUUGUUGUUGUUGUUGUUUGAAAGCGGAGGGUCUAUUCUUUCAUUUGAUAUUUUAUGUUUAUUUAAAGAAGAUAAUUUUUCUGUAAGGCAUUAAACUAAAACUGGGUGGCAACUUAAAAAAAAAAACACUGAUGGGGAAAGCAGCAUAUUAGUUCAUCACUUCAACAGUUGCACGAUAUAAAUGUAUAAAUAAGAUGAAUGUUGAUUUAUAAAAAUAUACACCACAGUCUUAAAUCAAUAUUUUUAUUGAGUAUUUGCUGCAUCUGUGUUGGGAACUGCGCUCUGUUUCAGUCACACUUGAUUCUGAGGAACUACUUUGUUUGGCGGAAGAGUAAUAUUUGUACUAAUAUAGUUACAGCUUAUUUUAUAAAAUCCCGCUAAUGUUACGCAUAUGAAGUAACCGUUUUAUAAAUGCAAUAAGCCCCGCGAAGCAGUGGGGUUACAGUGCAUUUUAUAACAGCUAAGGGGGUUUUAGGCACUCCGCUUCACGUCGUUACUAACGACGCCCCUUAGCUGUUAUAAAAUGCACUGGUAACCCACUGCUUCUUGGGGAUUAUUGCUGUAUUUUAUUCCCCUAACCUAUUCCAGUCCCUAACCCAACCAUCACAAAAACCUGUUGGCAGUCUUUACUCUUUGAAAAACUACCAUUAAGUAUGUUUAUUAAGACGUUCAGUUUACUUCAUGUGUCCACGUAAACCAUGCUUAUAGCAUAAUAAACAUGUCAUUAUACACUAGUCUCCAAAAACCACAUAUACCAACACAUACAUUAACACACACUAACGCUUUCCAUUGAGGAUUCAACAUCAUCAACCAAAUCCUGCCCUCCACCUGAAGAUGAGAAGUAAAUUUUUUUCUGCUCAACUUCUCCCUGCUGUGUUUUCAUUGAUAGAUCUGAAGGAGGUUUUCCUACAAAAAAAAAAAACAAUUGUAGUGUUGCUUUAUAAACAAACUAAGGUAACAAUAUAAGAAAAAAGCCAUGACCCAGAUACUUUGAUAAACAUCUGUCUACCUAAAUACCAGUAACACUCAAGAGACUGAUGCUCUGAAAGUUCUGCCGGACUGAAAAUUCUCUCUUGAUGUUUGACAAAAAGUGCAUAAUUUUGCCGAUGCCAAUCCCCAAAUCAAGCUCAAAGCUCUCAAUAGAAAGGAGUGACCGAUGGCCCGUGGACAGAGGACAACUGACAGAAGCAGUGCUGCAUUCACACAACAAUUUAUCAUUUGCAUGUUUUCAGUAUUGCCAGUGUUAACAUUAAAGCCAUGAAAAGACAAAUCAGUGCGCUAAUAGCUCUUCAUUUAAGAAGAUUUGUAAGAAAGCCGCAUCUUAGACAGCGUGUAUAUAAUCCAGUGAGUUCUCAUUCGUGUCUUCUUGCGCUUGAACAGAUACGACCAAAUAAACCUGCUGCUGUUCUUCUUAAUGUUAAUAAAACAACAACACAUUUUUU